AUGAAAGGCCACGAUGCUGAAGCCCGAGACUAUGGGCCAAGAGAAGAUGACACUACCUCACGUGGUGUCGUGGAUGAAGAAGCCCAACCCCUGAAUCUAGAAGGGUUCGAGAUUGACGAGACGAAUUCGGGAUCAGCUCAGCAGCACAAUGCUUCAAUUCGUACUAAAAGGUUUAUUUGGCAAAAUGUUAUUCGUUGGAUCCAAGGACCACAGAAACCACAAAUACAGGUUGUCAGUCCGUGGAUGCCGAGGAUCCAGCAAUACCCUGUCCAAUGGCUCGAUCAGACCUUUCCGUCUCAGCGGAGCAAAACGGCUCUAUUGCUAUCAUUAUGCAUUUGCUGGCUAGGGGUUUUUGGAUCACUCCUCACUAUCAGUACCUCUACCGGAAAGAUACAAGGAUCUAACGAGACCAUCCAAUACCUUCAUUGUACAGAUACUUUUUGGCAUGCCAAGAAUGGGUGCGGACUUGAUGGAAAUGAAUGCCAGCCGUUCAAUGGCAGUUCCUUUGCUUUCCGGUGCCCUGCAAAUUGUGCGGGCGUUCAACUUUUGAAUCCUCGUACCAUAGGAGACCAAGAGAUUAAUUAUCGGGCCCUAGUAGUAGGAGGCCCAGUCUACCGCGGAGACUCGUUCAUUUGUGGUGCUGCAAUCCAUGCUGGCGUUGUCGGUGACUUCGACGGUGGUUGUGGAGUUGUCUCUAAAAUUGGAAAGCAUGAUGGCUUUCUCAGCACAACGCAGAAUGGGAUAUCUAGUGUUGGAUUCGAUUCGUAUUUCCCAGUAUCCUUCACGUUCUCAACAGACAAGGUUUCAUGCAGAGUAAAGGACUUGCGAUGGAUUAUCCUAGCUGUCUCCAUUGUCUUCACCACCGUUAUAUCCGUUUUCACAGCUUUACCAAUGAUUCACUUUGCCACUCUGUUCAUCAUCAUCUUCGCCCACGUCAGUCUCGUCUCGGAUCCAUCCGGAAUAUCAUAUCACUCACAGUCUGUACUUGCCGAUCUGUUUUCGAAUUUCGUUGGGAGAUUCCUACCGGCUGCAUUCUGCGCCGUAGUCAUUUACAUGAUUUGCGUCAAGCGUACUCUUUUAGACUUGACAGCACCUGUCGAGAAAACGAUUCUAUGGCUAGGAGGCUGCUGGUUUGGAGCGCUCUCAAACUACACAUUUGAAUGGAUACCUAUCUCACGUCUCACGUCACAUGAUCUAGAACAGCAACCUGGAGCCAAACUCGCAUUAGCAAUCAUUAUCCUCAUCAUUGUGCUCAUUAUAGCUCAACAGAUCUACUACUUCCGUCUCGAAGGGCGUCUGCCUCGAUAUCUGGCCCUCUAUGGGAUAUUUAUCGCUGCUAUUCUGGUUAGUUUAGCGCUUCCAGGCCUAAACUUACGCAUUCAUCAUUAUAUUUUAGCUCUGCUCUUACUGCCGGGCACGAGUAUGCAGACUCGUCCCUCAUUGCUCUACCAAGGACUGCUUGUUGGACUAUUCAUUAAUGGAAUUGCCCGCUGGGGAUUCGACCCUGUUCUCCAAACGGCUGGUGCACUCCGAGGUGAUGGGGCCUUCGGUUCACUCCUGCCCAAUAUAACGGCUCCUCUGAUUUCACUGGAUGCACCAACGUCCAACAUCACAUUUGACUUGGCUUCGCCGCCAAUACCUAAUCCAUACGAUGGGAUCAGCGUUCUCGUUAACGACGUCGAGCGGCACAGAAGCUAUUUCGGUGAGAGCACGAGUACAGGUGAUACUUUCACAUGGGAAAGGACGGCGCUUGGGAUGCUUGAGUAUUUUAGAUUUGGUUAUUUGAAGGAAGAUAAUGGCUUGGAUUAUACUAAUGCUGGGAUUUGGAAUGCGAAUGGGACUUGGACGCAGAUGGCGCCCAAAAAAGAAUCAAGAUGA
Molecule: messenger RNA, 1878 nt
Organism: Lachnellula hyalina
Lineage: Eukaryota; Fungi; Ascomycota; Leotiomycetes; Helotiales; Lachnaceae
Exons: 1
Coding region: 1-1878 (625 amino acids)
Source: RefSeq, a predicted model, not a curated record